This is a messenger RNA of Aplosporella prunicola CBS 121167, 1926 nucleotides long. RefSeq lists its product as uncharacterized. The record is from RefSeq and is a predicted model, not a curated record. NCBI's taxonomy places the organism in Eukaryota, Fungi, Ascomycota, Dothideomycetes, Botryosphaeriales, Aplosporellaceae. Gene Ontology annotation, molecular function: DNA-binding transcription factor activity; sequence-specific DNA binding; phosphorelay response regulator activity. Gene Ontology annotation, biological process: regulation of DNA-templated transcription; phosphorelay signal transduction system. The transcript is spliced from 7 exons. Bases 1 to 1926 code for a protein of 641 amino acids.
AUGGAGUCAGGACAAGGCGGCGGCGGCGGUGGUGGCUCGAGUAACUCGAGCGACUUUGUCCGCAAGUUGUACAAAAUGCUGGAAAACCCCACCGAUGAAAAUGUAGUGAGGUGGGGCAAUGAAGGCGACAGUUUCGUGGUUCUCGAGAACGAGAAAUUCACCAAGCACAUCCUCCCGAAACACUUCAAGCACAGCAACUUUGCGAGUUUCGUCCGCCAGUUGAACAAGUAUGACUUCCACAAGGUCCGGCACAACAACGAGGAAAAUGGGCAAUCGCCAUACGGCGCAGGGGCUUGGGAGUUCAAGCAUCCGGAUUUCAAAAUGAACAACAAAGAUGCGCUCGACAACAUUCGAAGGAAAGCGCCUGCGCCGAGGAAGCCUGCCGCGAAUCCGGAGGACAUGGUGAUCCCGACGCAGCAGAUGGACAUGUUCAACACGCAGCUGGUCGCCACGCAGCAGCAACUGCAGCAGCUGCAAGAUCGCUACAAUGAGCUGAGCAUACACCAUUCGAUGCUCCUUCAAGAACUUGUUGGAAUGCAGAAAACGAUUGUCAACCACGAGCACAUCAUGCAGAGCGUCAUGAGCUUCUUGCACUCCGUUGACGCACAGCGCCGGAGGGACAGCAGAUUGGUCCAUCCCUUCCCAGCAGAAGGCGGGGCUGCGGCGCACAAUGGAAAUGUAGACCCUGCGAACCAACAAAUGGCGCCUGUAGAAAACGACGCGCCAGCUUCGCCGCUGCAGCACGCAUCCAAGUUGCUCAGCGAAACCAACGCCGACGUCAUGCUCAAUCCUCGAAAUUUGGAGCACAUGAACGAAUUGGCGAUGCGCAUGAACGGCACUCUCACCACCCCGCCGCCCGAUUUUAGUCGCAACGGUACGCGCCCCGCCAGUCGCGGCGCAGCACCGCACUCCGCCAGCUCCUCGGCUUCCGUGCGCGUGGGAGGAGACAUUGACAACCUUGUGUACCCUGUUGGCCAAAGCAACGGCAUUGACCCCAUGUAUAGCGAGCACCUCCCCAACAUUCCCUACCCGAUGCCAACCAAGCCGAUUGUGACUGCUGAACAGCGCAAGAAGAGCGCUCAAGUUGACCCCGGCUGGAUCCGGCAACCUCAGAUUUUGCUUGUUGAAGAUGAUCAAACCUGCAGGCGGAUUGGAAGCAAAUUCCUCUACGCGUUCAACUGUUCUAUCGAUAGCGCGCUGGACGGCCUGGAGGCGGUAAACAAGAUGAACCAGGGUUCCAAGUACGAUUUGGUGCUCAUGGAUAUUAUUAUGCCCAACUUGGACGGAGUUUCUGCUUGUCACCUCAUUCGCCAGUUCGACACUACACCCAUCAUUGCGAUGACGUCCAACAUUCGGAGCGACGAUAUUUCUAUGUAUUUCCAGCAUGGUAUGAACGAUGUUCUUCCCAAACCCUUCACCAAGGAAGGGUUACUCCAAAUGCUUGAGAAGCACCUCGCGCAUUUGAAAAAGCCAUCCCACACCAUGGACGCCAUGGUGCCUCCUCCUGUGCAAGCUGCACCAACGCUCGCACACAGUUCGAACAGGCCCUCCCUCAAAGACGAAGAUUCUCCCGGAAAGUCCCCCACAACUGGUAGCAACUGGAACUCGCCCGGUCAACUCCCGGGAGUGUCUCCUGUAGCCAGCAGUGUGACUGACGAAUACUUGAACACGGUUCAAGCUGUUCAGGGUCAUCCUGCAGCCUAUGGAGUUGCCCCACCCGGCGUUGGCGCUCCUAUGCAGGCAAGCAUGCAGUACAACACGUCGCCACAGCUGCCGUUGGCUGCGAGACAGCAGAGCGGCCCGCACCGCAGACAAAUAUCAGAGAUUACCGGAGGGGAAGAUUUGAACAACGCGAAGCGUCAACAAAUAUACGCCACUGGUCCAAUGCAGCCACAGGCGAUGAAUCCGAUGCAGAGGCCACGGUAA